ACGAGCAGCAGCAGUCGCAUGCGGUCAGUCCUCGGGUCUAGAAUCCAGAAGCAAAGAGCAACGAAGAGGGCCAGAAGGAUGGUUAGGGUACGGUGCCGGCUGCAAUUGACCCGGAUAUGGGAAUGCUCAGCAAGGACAGCAGAGUUUGAGCCGACAUCGUUCGCACACCGAAACAUCUCGACCGAGGUCGGAUUCUUCCCGGAAGCCCCAUCGCCGGAAGUCACCUUAUGGCCAGCCAAAUACACGAAUGAAUCUUCGUCACGAUCUUCAAUGAAAGACCGCAGGAGUAGUUCCGGGGUUCCCGCGGCUGACUGCAGCUAUGACGUCAAGGACCGCACAGGAUAAGGACAAGUUCUUUUCACGGCCACGAGCAGCUCCGCUACAUGAACAAAAAGUGUGAUUCAGCAAAUAAA
Messenger RNA from Culex quinquefasciatus (southern house mosquito), 413 nucleotides. RefSeq lists its product as uncharacterized. The transcript has 2 exons. The record is from RefSeq and is a predicted model, not a curated record. Lineage: Eukaryota; Metazoa; Arthropoda; Insecta; Diptera; Culicidae. Bases 19 to 345 code for a protein of 108 amino acids.